AUGGCUACUUCAUCACUAUAUGCCAUAGAAAAACUCGAUGUGUCGAAUUAUGAGACGUGGACAGUGCAAAUGCGAAGUGUACUUAUCCACGGUGGCCUUUGGAAAGUAGUGACCGAAGUUAAGCCUACAAAUGCGGAUGAGCUGGCGUUGUGGACAGUAAGUGACGAAAAGGCGUUAGCUACUAUCAUACUCAGCGUAAAAUUGAACCAACUAAACUAUAUUAAAAACUGCAAGUCGUCGGCAGAAGCGUGGCUGAAAUUAAAAGAGGUGUACAAGCCGCAAGGGCCGAUACAAAAGGUGUCUUUAUACAAGCAACUCUUAAGCAAGCGUAUGCAGGAUGAAGAAAAUCCACAAGAAUUCAUCAACGCAUUUACUGAGAUCGCAGACAAACUCUCGGAGACUGGAAUAAAUAUCCAGGAUGAUUUGCUAAGUAUAAUCCUUUUAUCUAGCUUACCCAAAUCAUUUGAUAACUUUGUCAUAGCUAUGGAAACCCGAGAUAGUUUACCUUGUUUCAGCGCAUUAAAGAUAAAGCUUAUAGAGGAGGGCGAGCGGCGCAAGCGGCAGAACGAACCGGCAGAGGUUAGUACACAGCAAGCAUUUAUAGCGGCCGAAAAAACUUACAAGAAACCGCAGUUUGAGCAACACGACAAGAAGACGCAAAAUAAAUCUAAAUUCAAAUGCUUUGCAUGUGGAAAAAGAGGGCAUUUCGCGAACAAAUGCAAAGAAAAAGAAAAACGCAAUUCCAGAGAAACUGCAAUGAAUGUCAUUGCAAUGACAAACAUGCAGAGCAAAUUCGACGACACCUGUUGGUACAUGGACAGCGGUGCAACAUCGCACAUGUGUAAUAAGAGAUCGAUGUUCGUACAGUAUGAAGAAUGUCAUGAAAAAAUUUGGCUAGCAUCAAAUACAGCAAUUACAGCAUUAGGCAGAGGCGAUGUAUUAUUAAAAACAAAACAACGAACACUUCGCUUGGAGAAUGUGUUGUACUCGCCUGAGUUGAAGGCAAACUUCAUUUCCAUCAGUAAAGCAGUAGAACAUGGUAUGUCGAUAAAAUUCGAAAGCGGGCAUGCGCAUAUAACCGACAAGUACGGUGAGCUUGUUCUAACAGCGGCGAAAAGGCACAACUUGUAUGUGGUGGAAUUGAAGGAAGAGAGAUUGUGCGCAUUGAACAGCAACCAAAUUUGGCACAAUCGGUACGGUCAUCUCAACUACCAAAGUUUGUCUCAAUUGCAAAGAAAUGAUAUGGUUCGUGGUAUGCAAUUGUCUGGUCGAAGCGAUGAAGCACUUGGUUGUAACACUUGUAUGGUGGCAGCUGUAUCGAAGGCUUCGUCGAUGCGGAUUGGGGAAGUGAUCCUCAUGACCGCAAAUCUUAUACAGGUUUCGUGUUCUUUUACGGAAUAUGCGCCAUAUCGUGGGAGUCAAGGAAGCAAACAACAAUAGCCUUAAGCAGCACAGAAGCCGAAUAUAUAGCGGCAUCGAACGCGGCUAAAGAAGCAGUUUAUUUGCAGCGCCUGCUGA
Rhagoletis zephyria (snowberry fruit fly) is the source of this 1518-nucleotide messenger RNA. RefSeq lists its product as uncharacterized. Lineage: Eukaryota; Metazoa; Arthropoda; Insecta; Diptera; Tephritidae. Gene Ontology annotation, molecular function: nucleic acid binding; zinc ion binding. The record is from RefSeq and is a predicted model, not a curated record.